Oncorhynchus mykiss (rainbow trout) is the source of this 3235-nucleotide messenger RNA. Lineage: Eukaryota; Metazoa; Chordata; Actinopteri; Salmoniformes; Salmonidae. The record is from RefSeq and is a predicted model, not a curated record.
UGGAUGAAGAAAAUGUAGGUUAAAUGACACUAAAUAUUUGGGAAUGUAACUAAGGAAAACGUCAUUUAAGAUAACAUAGGCUAUUGCAAAACAAAUGUCUAAUUCUCUCUAUUAAGUCAAUCACCAGUUUAGCUAUGAUAUGGCUGUAGCUCUAUGAUGUCCUUUGCAAGAAUCUAAUCUGACAUUGACAUGAAAUUCCUAUGUCCUUCAGGUAGUACAGAGAGAUGAUGAUGAUCCCCCGAGGGAGGGGAGGGAGGUUGUUGAGGAAGAACCAGUGGCCCAGCUCAAGAAGGAGCCCAAGAAGACAGGAAAGAUGACAAAGGAACAGCUUGCAAAAUUGUGCAAGACCAUUGUCAACUUCAUUGCACAGACCACCCUGCAGAUCCUGCUGCCGGCCCUGGCCCGCAUUCUAGGGGUGACGGGCUUUUAUGACAACGCUGACUCACUCAAGAGGGGUGGCAGUGCAAGAUCCUUCACUGCCUUUGAGCAGAAAAGACUAGAGCUCAUCCAGGAAGUUAAAUAUUUGGCGAAGUAACUGUGGCGGCAGGGCUCUCCGACCAAGGUCUAGCACACCCUCUUCCAAGAGUUCCCAGACCUCACUGAAAGUCCACCUGGGAAUGCCAGAGGACAGUAUCAUCAGCAGUGUCCAGGAGCAACUGUCAAAAUCUGAACAAAUGGUGGAUGCAGGACAGCUUUCACAAAUAGAUAAAGUGGUUGGAACUAUGCUGGAGAACAUUGAGAAGAUAAGCAGCGAAUGUGGCGAGGAAUUGGUCUAUCAAGAGUCACUGCGGUCUUCCUCCUCGUUUUCAUUCUCAACUGCCAAAUCACAGAAGACAGAGUGGGAAUUUGCACUCCCAUUCCUUCUGAGUUACCCGAGAGUACUGCUCAGCCCAUUGUAAGAUGCUCAGUCAUUGACAUGAGCGAAUCUACUAAGCCAAAAACAAUGGUGUGUGAUGCCAGAACAAGCAUGUUUGCCAUAGCCGAUACCAUCAUGAAAAAGGUAUAUCCAGAGGCAGAAGGGCAGGUUACAUCUCACCCUGAUCUAACAGAUCCAAUAGCUAGACUGGAGGAGCUCAUAUCUCAGGGUAGGAUUGGUGCUCUCUCCCAUGAUCUCAGUCACCAAGUCAACCGCAUAAUUUCCGAUAGCAACUUGACCCCUCUGGGACUGACAGUGGCGGCUGGAAAGAGUGCAUCUGAUACCAUCCUUUCGAAGCUGAAGAGGAAUGACAAGGUGGGGAAGCCCACAACUUACGAGCUGGUUCAGCUGUUUGUAGAGGAGUCUGUUAAGUGCCUCCUGCUUCCUAGUUUUGUGCCCUAUUCAACUUCAAUGAGUUUGGCUCAGGGGGCCAAGGUGUUGGCUAGAGUGUCUGAAGAUAGAAUUUCAUGCUCUUCUUCUUCUUCAUCAGUAUUUAGUGACAGUCAGUCUCUUUACCAAAGUUAUGGUAAGCCAGGUCAUGUACUCUGUGGAUUCUGAUGCAGAAAGUAGAGGAUCCUCUCCAACUGAAUCUCUCCAAACAUCUGAACCCACUAUAUCUGAUGUAGGCAAUCUAUUGAGUGGCAAGUCCUCCCCUCGGCUGUCUCCUUCUGGCACCAUUAUGGCAACAAGCGAGACCUCCAAUGCAGCACAAAUCUUGAAGGCCAACAUUGAUGGAGAGGAAGUGGAUACCACCAGUCAUUCUGGUGUAGCUCAAAACAUUGUCAGGGACGAUAUGUCAACCAGCCCAGACAUGGUCAAAGAUGUCACACUUCCAACCCCAUCCUCUGAUAACUUGGGCAGUGAUGAUGACUUCACCGGCCUCAUCAGCAUGUUAGUAAUGAGAAUUCUAACAGAAAUCCAAACCCCAGCAGAAGAUUACCCAGUUGACGUCACACGCAAGUCACAAGACCUGAUCCCUAAAGUUAUGGAGGUCUUCUGUGCAUGGUCAGGCUGCUCUGAGACACAAGCCUAUCCAGAGAACUUGAGGAUUCAUAAAGUCUACAGAGUAGUCUAUAAAAAUCUGUUGGAGGAGUUUGACUUGGAGAAAAUCCUCCAACAGGCCGUGUCGACUCAGGACUCUUCAUUUGAUAGGAUUCUUGUCAAGUCUUUGAGUGAAGCGCUUCUCCACAGAUGUAAUGAGGCAUUGAGGGCAGCCUCAAGAACGGAGCGACGCCUGGUGAAGAAUCCUGAGCUUGCAGAAGUUCAUAACCGAGAGAUUCAUAACCUUGUGAAGGCAGGCUUGUCCCAACCAGAGAACGAGUGGCCGACAGCCCCCAGGCGUACGGCCCCUCCGCAACCAACUGAAGCUUAUGAGUUAAGGAGGUCCGCCCAAUGCUACAGCAUUUCUACGGAACCAACAACGGCUCUCCCUGACCUAACACAAUCCCAAACACUGCCGGAUCUGAUCACUGCCACAAACCAGACCUCAGAUGGGGUGGCUUCUAUACCUACCUCCCUCGCGGCAGAGACACUACUCCAGCAAGCACAAGCAGUUAGCUUCCCUGAGGAGUUAAAAGCUCUGAAAGCCGGUAGGGAAGUGGCUAAGGACAGCCGUCUUCUCUCUCUUGCCCCAGAAUAUGAUCCAAUCCUUGGAGUGAUCAGAGUCGGAGGGAGGCUGCGCCAAGCAGAGGUUUUGGACCCAGAUGCUAUCCACCCAAUUAUCAUUGACUCCAAACCCUUGGGAUAUCUCUCUGCAGACAUCGCUGACCCCGAUCCGGUUACACCGAAUAUGCUCUUGAUGGGACGCCGAGAUGCGUCACUUCCUCAAGCCAUGUAUGCUGAUACCAACCUCGUAGGCAGACGCCGGUGGCGACACAGCAAAAUCUUAGCUGACCAUUUUUGGGCCCGAUUCAUUCGGGAUUACCUACCAAGUCUACAGCACAGAGGGAAAUGGCGGAGAGAAAUGGCCAGCCUGGAAACUGGCCAAGUAGUAAUGAUGGUGGACCCUCAGCUGCCUCGAGCCUCCUGGCCGGUGGGCCGUAUAACUAAGACUAUGCCUGGGACCGAUGGUCGUGUUAGAUCAGUGAAGAACCGGACAUAUAUCCGGCCAGUUGCCCGACUAAUUCCUCUCCCUGAGAUGACAGAGGACGGGGAGCAAUGAGCCUUUUUUGAGGAGUGUGGAAUUUAACAAAUUUCCGGGGUGGCUGUAGAAAAGGCCCAUUGCCAUUUACUCAGCUGGACCAGGGGCGCUCUAAUUAGGUCAGGUGGAAAUGUCCGACAGAUCUCAACUCCAUAAAAGGAGGAAAUUGCCAUCGCCUG